This is a messenger RNA of Truncatella angustata, 1371 nucleotides long. Its product is annotated as batten's disease protein Cln3. NCBI's taxonomy places the organism in Eukaryota, Fungi, Ascomycota, Sordariomycetes, Amphisphaeriales, Sporocadaceae. The transcript is spliced from 2 exons. The record is from RefSeq and is a predicted model, not a curated record. The coding region runs from base 1 to 1371 and encodes 456 amino acids. Gene Ontology annotation, biological process: regulation of intracellular pH. Gene Ontology annotation, cellular component: vacuole; membrane.
AUGACCCGUUCGCCUGUGUCUUCUGGUCUCUUGCCAAUGCCAGGUUCACCAUCUUCCUCGUGGGCGGUUUACCAAGCUCGCUUGGCUGCCAUCUUUCGAAAUGCCGACAACGCGGUGCUCGUUGCAUUCUGGCUGUUCGGGCUGAUCAACAAUGUUCUCUACGUCAUCAUCCUCUCCGCCGCCCAAGAUCUCGUUGGUUCCGACGUACCCAAGGGAGUAGUUCUCCUCGCCGAUGUCCUGCCUUCCUUUUUCACGAAACUCCUCGCGCCCUACUUCAUACACAAGGUGCCCUAUUGGGUUCGGAUCAUCUUUUUCGCCGUUGGCUCCUCGCUCGGGAUGCUCCUUAUCGCCCUGACACCACCCGACAGAUCGGUCGGAAUCAAGAUGGCUGGUGUGGUAUUUGCCAGCUUAACGAGUGGAGGAGGAGAACUCAGCUUUCUUGGAUUGACACAUUACUACGGCCACAUGAGUUUAGCCGCCUGGGGUAGUGGGACCGGCGCUGCCGGUCUAGUCGGUGCUGGUCUGUACGCCUUGCUCACGACUUGGUUCGGAUUCAGCGUCAAGAAUAGCCUACUGUCAUCCGCGUUCUUGCCCGUUUUCAUGCUGCUCAGCUUCUUCGUUGUCUUGCCCCGUGGACCUCUUCGUGACGGCCAGUCGCAAAAAGAAUACCAAACCGUUCCCGAGAGGGACCUGGAGCAGGACGAGGCAGAGGACCUGCCGACCGACAAUGCAGCAACAAGCCUCCUCUCCUCAGGACCAGCUGUCGCAGCAACCGCAUUUUCAACGAAACAAACCGACUCCGCGGCCAAAUUCAACAUGAACCUACGAAGAGCAAAGUCCUUGUUCUUUCCAUAUAUGCUACCUUUGUUGCUAGUAUAUGUCGCCGAGUACAGUAUUAAUCAAGGCGUUGCCCCGACAUUACUCUUCCCUCUGGGGUCGUCGCCAUUCACUAAAUACAGGGACUUUUAUCCGAUGUACGGCUUUCUGUACCAACUUGGCGUCUUCAUAUCGCGAUCAUCUAUCGCAUUCAUCCGCGUGCGGCACCUGUAUCUGCCUUCCUUCCUGCAAGUAGGCAACCUAGUCCUGCUCACGGUUCAUGCCCUUCUCUUUUUCAUUCCAAGCGUCUAUAUCGUCUUUCUCAUCAUCUUCUGGGAAGGUCUUCUUGGCGGCACUGUAUACGUCAACACGUUUGCUGAAAUCAUGGAAAACAUCCCCGCUUCGGAGCGUGAGUUCAGCCUGGGCGCAACGAGCGUGAGCGACAGCGCCGGUAUAUGCAUAGCUGGUUUCAUUGGAAUGGCCAUCGAGCCCUGGCUUUGCAAUUACCAGGUCCACCAAGGCCGCGAUUGGUGCAAGAAGAUAAAAGUUGGUUGA